AACCGGGGCCGGGGGGGGGGAUUUAAGCAGCGGCGCCGGGUCGCCGGGGCCAACGGACGAGGCUGCUGCCGGCCCAGGGGCUCGCGAGCGGCGGAGGCUGUCGAGCCGCUCCUCGUCCCGUCCCGCCGCCGUCCCCUCCGCCGCCGUCCCCUCCGCCGCCGUCCCCUCCGCCGGCCAUGUCCUUCGCGGAGCUGCUGGCCCGCCUGGGCGGCAUGGGCCGCUUCCAGGUGACCUACGUGGCCGCCCUGGCCCUGCCGCUGCUCGUGCUGCCCAGCCACAACCUCCUGCAGAACUUCACCGCCGGCGUCCCCGAGCACCGCUGCCGGCCCCGGCCCGGCGCCAACGGCACCGUCCCGGCCGACGGCCGCUGCCGCCGCUACGCCGAGCCGCCCCGGCCUCUCCCGGGGGCCAACGGCACCGCCGAGGCCCCCACCGAGCCCUGCCGCGACGGUUGGGUCUACCAGGAGGGCGUCUUCGCCCACACCAUCGUCACCGAGUGGGACCUGGUGUGCGAGGCGAGGUCCCUGCGGCAAGUGGCGCAGGCCGGCUACAUGGCCGGCGUCUUGCUGGGCUCCGGCGUCUUCGGGAUCCUCUCCGACAAGUUCGGGCGCCGGGCGCUGCUCAUCUGGUGCUACCUGCAGCUGGGGGUGACGGGGACCGGCGCCGCCCUGGCCCCCUCCUUCGGCCUCUACUGCCUCUGCCGCGGCCUCGCCGGCCUCGCCGUGGCCGGCGUCACCCUCAACUCCGCCUCCCUCUGCAUGGAGUGGAUCCCGGCGGGGCUGCGGGCCGCCGUGGGCACCGCCAACGGCUACUGCUACACCCUGGGCCAGUUCGUGCUGGCGGCCGCCGCCUUCGGCCUCCCGCGCUGGCGCCGCCUCCAGCUCGCCGUCUCCCUCCCCUUCUACCUCUUCUUCCUCUACUCCUGGCUCUUCGUGGAGUCGGCCCGGUGGCAGGCGAUUUCGGGGAGGCCCCACCUGGCCCUCGAGGGGCUCCGCAAAGUCGCCCGGGUCAACGGCAGGAAGGAGGAAGGCGACAAGCUCGACGUGGAGACGCUGCGGUCGCUGGCGGGCCGGGAGCAGGCGCCGGCGGGGGCCGUCCGCAGCCUCGGCGCCCUGGCCCGGACCCCCGGCAUGAGGAGGGUCUCCGGCGGCGUCGCCUGCAUCUGGUUCUCCACCAGCUUCGCCUACUACGGGCUGGCCAUGGACCUGCAGCCCUUCGGGGUGGACGCGCGCCUGGCGCAGCUGCUCUUCGCCGCCGCCGACGUCCCGGCCAAGCUGGCCUCCGCCGUGGUCCUCAGCGUCGCGGGGCGGCGGGCGGCGCAGGCCGGGGCCCUGGGUCUCGCCGGGCUCUGCGUCCUCGCCAACGUCCUGGUGCCCCGAGAGCUGCAGACGCUGCGCCUGGUCUUCGCCAUCAUCGGGAAGGGCUCCCUGGCCGCCUCCUUCAACUGCGCCUACAUCUUCUCCGCGGAGCUCUUCCCCACCGUCAUCAGGCAGACGGGGAUGGGCCUGGGGGGCACCAUGGCCCGCGUGGGCAGCAUGGGGGCCCCGCUGGUGGGGCUGGCGGCCGACAUCUCCCCGGCGCUGCCCCUCGUCACCUACGGGGCGGCCGCCCUCGCCGCCGCCGCCGCCGCCGCCCGCCUGCUGCCCGAGACCCGCCGCGCGCCGCUGCCCGAGACCGUGGCCGACGUCGAGAGGCGGGCGGGACGCCUCAAGGACGAGCAGCCGCAGGUCACCGUCCCCCUGGCUCCCGCCGAGGCCGACCGGGGCGAGGACGGCGUCUGAGCGGGCCCAAGGGGACGCCUGGGCCCCUCCCGGGCGCCGGGACCCCCGGGGAGACGCCCGGCCCCCGGGGUGUCUCCGUGGGGCGCGACGUGGCCGCCCCGCGGACGCUAUUUAUUGUAUCCCAAUAAAGCCUCACCGUGA
Molecule: messenger RNA, 1922 nt
Organism: Dromaius novaehollandiae (emu)
Lineage: Eukaryota; Metazoa; Chordata; Aves; Casuariiformes; Dromaiidae
Product: solute carrier family 22 member 6-like
Exons: 11
Coding region: 177-1781 (534 amino acids)
Biological process (GO): transmembrane transport
Cellular component (GO): membrane
Molecular function (GO): transmembrane transporter activity
Source: RefSeq, a predicted model, not a curated record